Molecule: messenger RNA, 2862 nt
Organism: Salvia hispanica
Lineage: Eukaryota; Viridiplantae; Streptophyta; Magnoliopsida; Lamiales; Lamiaceae
Source: RefSeq, a predicted model, not a curated record
UCAAAGAAGGCUGGUAUGAUGGAGGAAGCAUUGCCUUGGCAGUUAUUAUAGUCAUUGUUUUUACAGCUGUAAGUGAUUACAAACAAUCCCUUCAAUUCCAGAACUUGAAUGAAGAGAAGGAAAAUAUACAAAUGGAGGUGAUAAGGGGUGGGCGGAGGACUAAGAUUUCAAUAUUUGAAAUAGUUGUUGGUGAUGUCUUGCCUCUUAAAAUUGGUGAUCAGGUGCCAGCAGAUGGGCUUGUAAUAUCCGGCCACUCCCUCUCAGUUGAUGAAUCCAGUAUGACAGGAGAAAGUAAAAUUGUCCACAAAGAUCCUGUACGAUCACCCUUUCUUAUGUCUGGAUGCAAGAUUGCUGAUGGGUAUGGGACAAUGCUGGUAACUAGUGUGGGAAUAAAUACUGAAUGGGGAUUACUUAUGGCAAGCAUAUCAGAAGAUAAUGGCGAGGAAACACCUUUACAGGUACGAUUAAAUGGGGUUGCUACUUUUAUUGGCAUGGUUGGUCUGGGAGUAGCACUUGUUGUUCUUAUUGUCCUUGUGGCCAGAUUUUUUACUGGGCAUACGAAAGAUCCUGAUGGCACAGUCCAAUUUACAGCUGGGAAGACAAAAGUUGGUGAUGCAAUAGAUGGAUUUGUAAAGAUAUUCACUGUUGCAGUGACUAUUGUAGUUGUUGCAGUACCAGAAGGUCUUCCAUUAGCUGUCACUCUCACGCUUGCGUAUUCAAUGAGGAAAAUGAUGGCUGAUAAAGCAUUGGUGAGGAGGCUUUCAGCCUGUGAAACAAUGGGCUCUGCAACUACUAUUUGCAGUGAUAAAACUGGAACCCUCACUCUGAAUGAGAUGACUGUGGGGGAGGUAUCUGCAUGUGGAAAGAAAAUUGAUCCACCUGACAAUAAAUCACUUCUCCCUUCUAGAGUUCUCUCUCUACUGAUUGAGGGCAUUGCACAAAACACAACUGGAAGCGUAUUUGUGCCUGAAGGUGGUGGAGCUCCGGAACUUUCAGGAUCACCAACUGAAAAGGCAAUUCUGCAGUGGGGAGUAAAUCUUGGAAUGGAUUUUCUUUCUGUUCGUUCAGAGUCAGUUAUUAUUCAUGCCUUUCCAUUUAACUCAGAGAAGAAGCGAGGUGGUGUCGCACUUAAAGUGUCUGAUUCUGAAGUUCAUGUGCACUGGAAAGGGGCUGCAGAAAUAGUACUUGCGUGCUGCACAAGUUACAUAGAUACGGAUGACCAUGUGGUGCCGCUUGACGAAGAUAAGUUAUCAUCUUAUAAGAAAGCGAUUGAAGAUAUGGCUGUAGAGAGCUUGCGUUGUGUGGCCAUUGCCUACAGGCCAUAUGAUGUAAAGAGUGUUCCAUCCGCUGCCGCAGAACUUGAAAAUUGGCAAUUACCUGAGUCGGACCUUAUUUUGCUGGCCAUUGUCGGUAUCAAGGAUCCUUGCCGACCAGGUGUAAAAGAUGCUGUCCAGUUGUGCACUAAUGCAGGUGUUAAGGUGCGCAUGGUCACUGGUGACAAUCUUCAAACAGCUAAAGCAAUUGCCUUAGAGUGUGGUAUAUUAAGCUCUGGUACAGAUGCAACUGAACCUAACAUUAUUGAAGGAAAGACAUUCCGCACCCUUACGGAAUCACAGAGAUUAGAUAUUGCUGAUAAGAUUUCGGUGAUGGGAAGGUCGUCACCAAAUGACAAACUCCUGCUUGUUCAAGCAUUAAGAAUGAGGGGACAUGUAGUUGCUGUUACUGGAGAUGGUACGAACGAUGCUCCUGCACUACAUGAGGCUGAUAUUGGUCUUGCAAUGGGUAUCCAAGGCACAGAAGUUGCAAAAGAGAGUUCAGAUAUCAUUAUACUUGAUGACAAUUUUUCUUCUGUUGUGAAGGUUGUCCGAUGGGGAAGAUCUGUUUACGCCAACAUUCAGAAAUUCAUACAGUUUCAACUUACGGUUAAUGUUGCUGCUUUGAUUAUCAAUGUUGUUGCUGCAGUUUCUGCUGGCAAUGUUCCACUGAAUGCUGUGCAGCUUCUCUGGGUGAACCUUAUCAUGGACACAUUAGGAGCACUUGCGCUAGCCACUGAGCCUCCUACUGAUCAUCUCAUGCGUAGAGCACCUGUUGGUAGAAGGGAACCCCUUAUAACGAAUAUCAUGUGGAGGAAUUUGUUAAUACAGGCUUUAUAUCAAGUCACUGUGCUCUUAAUCCUCAAUUUCCGGGGAAGGGAUAUCCUGAAUCUGCAGAACGAUGACAAAGAUCACGCUUUCCGAGUGAAUAAUACACUUAUAUUCAAUGCAUUUGUCUUCUGUCAGGUAUUCAAUGAAUUUAACGCUCGAAAGCCAGAUGAGGUGAAUGUGUUUAAAGGUGUCACCAAAAACCGUUUGUUCAUGGGAAUAAUCGGCCUUGAAGUAGUGCUUCAGGUUAUCAUAAUCUUUUUCCUGGGGAAGUUUGCCACCACUGUUCGGCUGAGCUGGAAACUGUGGCUUGUGUCAAUUGCUCUCGGUAUUAUCAGCUGGCCUCUUGCUGCUAUCGGAAAACUAAUUCCCGUCCCUGAGAAGCCCAUUGCUGAAUUCUUUACGAAGAAAAUCCAUAGACAGAGAAACGCUGAUGACGGUUAAGAUUUGGUUUUGGGGUUAUGGCAGUAUAGGCUAACAUUUGCAUAGAAAAGAGAAACACUAACAAAAAUAUAGAGGAAGUUGGUUUUCAUGUUAUGGUGGCUUCGGUUUCCACACACUAACUGGAAUUAUUCUUUUAAUGCCUCGACACUUUAUAAAGUCUUAUUUCCGGAUAUUAUUGUAAAUUAGCUAUUUGAUUCCUAGAUCACAUUGUGUUUUUGGCAAACGAUUUGUAUAUUGGGUUUUAUUAUCUAGAAAAACAUAUGUUUAUUAUCUUUUA